AUCCUUAAAGGGGAAGGAUUCCAAUUAUUAAACCUCUUAAGUCUUUUCCUGCUAGCACCACUCUCUGUGCGUCAGGCCAGUUUUUAUGGCUUCGUCCGAAAGUUCAAGACAUCCAUUUGAUGCCGGAAUGGGAUAUCACUGAGUGCCACAGAACUUUUGCUCACUUUGGGGACUUAAUAGUCAUUAAUGCUCAUUUUAUAGUAGGCAACACCUAAGCAAGGUGCACUGUAGGUACAAAGUUGUGGUCAGUCAUUUACUGGGAUGUUUGGAGGCGAAGACCAGCCUGUGCGAUUCUGAUGACUCAAGAAGUAGAAACAAAAGGCCUUUGACGAAAGAAAUCUUCACAUCGUGACGGACUCUUAAGCAGCUUUUUGGAACCUGUUCCUCUUUUGGAAAAAAAACUGAGGGCUGUUUUCCCAAGGAGGCUUGCUGACAGAGCAGAUUGGAUGUAUUUGUCACCGGACACAAUGAAUAUGGUGGAUGACGGCUGCCUGUCAACGGACACCUACCAUGACCUGGGGAAAGGUGGCGCCUCGGGCAUGGGCGGCCGCGUCCACAGCAUCGAUGUUAUUCUGGGAUUCAGCAAAGACCAGGACCCUCUUCUCAAUGCGGUUGGGCACAAAGUGGACCGACACGACCUGGGGGAACAGGACAAACAGGUGACUUCUGACCCCUACAGUCACCUGCAAAGUCUGCCUGACAACUCACAGCCAUCAACCUAUCAUGAUAAGUGUGAAGCAGAUUUGGGAGACCUGCAGAGUGCUGUGGAGAGCGACAGCCGUUCACCGGACCCCCCUGACGAGGAUCAACCGAAGAAGAAACACAGACGGAACAGAACCACCUUCACGACCUACCAGUUACACGAGCUAGAACGCGCUUUUGAGAAAUCUCACUACCCGGACGUGUACAGUCGAGAAGAUCUGGCUAUGAAAGUCAAUCUCCCAGAGGUUCGAGUUCAGGUGUGGUUCCAGAACCGACGUGCAAAGUGGCGGCGACAGGAGAAGAUGGACACGAGCACCAUGAAGCUUCACGACUCGCCCAUGCUGUCCUUCAAUCGACCGCCCAUGCCCUCAAACAUGGGACCCAUGAGUAAUUCCCUCCCACUGGACCCUUGGUUGUCGUCUCCACUCUCCAGUGCCACGGCCAUGCACAGCAUUCCGGGCUACAUGGGACCGGGUCAAAGCCUCCAGCCCGCUUAUCCGAGUCACCCCGGGUUCCUGAACUCCUCCCCGGGCAUGGUUCAGGGAAUGCAACCCAUGCCACCACCUCCAUACCAGUGUUCUGCUAUGUUUAACGACAAGUACCCAUUGGACGACGUGGACUGCAGCACCAGCAUUGCAGCGUUGAGAAUGAAGGCCAAGGAACACAUCCAGUCCAUGGACAAAACCUGGCAACCCAUGUAGUGGGGAAAAUUAAGAACUUGACAGUUUUUUGGGGAUCUCAUAGACACAUGGAAGGACGACAAGCAUUCUUAAAAGUGAUUAUUUACAUUUAUUCACUUGGCGAGAUGCUCUAUCCACUUCCAGUACCUUUAAAGUUUACACUAUAUCAGUCCAUGCAUGUCCUGAGAAUCAUGGCAUUGGGACAUGUCACUACAGGAACAUGUUUAUCAGAACCGAAUCAUUUCAGACAAGUAUUAGGGGUCACCCAAAUGCCAUGGAUGGGAACUAGCAACACAAAGAACACGAACGUCCCGUCGCCAGCUGCCUGUAAAUGACUGCAGGUGGAAAGGUGUUUUUAUGUGGCAUAAUCUGAUGUAGUUUUGUACUGUGUUUGUUUUGUUUGAUUUUAAAGACCUCAGAUGUUUCAGGGAAGUCUUCUUAACCUUGCCUGGCAUUACACCGUUGGGGAAACCUGGUUGGCACAUUCGCUUCAUAAUGGUCCUGGCAACAGAGCUCUGACAGGUCAGGGAGUCUAGAAUCGUUUCCGUGAAAGCUACCCGCCGAUGUUGAGCUCCUUAGUAUUUCGUGCCAGCUGGUGCCAAGCUCCUCUCCUCAUCAUUUGUCCAAGGUGGCACAACACCAAGUUUAGCACGUUGGCUAAUUUAAUGCAUGUUUAGAGGUUAAAAUCACGUUCUACCAACCUCAUGUUGGUAGUGGUAGAAGUCUCUUAAUGGAUUGUACAAGAGGUUGAAAUUGAAAGAUUUCGUAAGAAAAAGCUUGACUUUUAUACCCAUAGAAUCCAACCAAUCAACAAAUAGAGUUUCAGAUCGAUAAAACACAGGCAUCAACGUUUUUGCUGUUGUCCCACACUUUGAUUUAAGAAAGGAAACGUCAGUGAAUACAUGUGUUACUUGUUCAUAACUGAUUGUGACAGGGCGGAGGGCGGGGCCGGGGCCUACACACCCGGUCCCGUAUUAGGCUAAUCAAGCCUCCGAGAGGGAUAAAGGUCGGCAGCGAGCCCCUCCCCGCUCGCGGUCGGCGGUCUCAAACCCGCCGUGUUUCGGCAGCUGGUAGGCGACUCCUGCGCCCUUGGCAGCGGCCCUGAUCGUUCCAGGCGGUCGGUUAGGAGCUCCUUCUCCCCUCGCGGUCGGCGGCCAUCGUCCUUUUCCAGGCGGCUGGGCUCCUCGUCCCCCGGCAGAUGGCCGCGUCUGCUCCAUUGGGGUGGACGGUAGUGGCGAGAACUCUACUACGGCGUAUCCCUCCUCCUUCCCGGAUUUCAGCACCAGUGUAAAGUGAUCAAUGGAAAGGAGGCGGCGAGAACCCUUUUCAACAUAAUUAAUGGUUUAAUAAUAAACUAAAACAGAAGACACACACAUGACGGACGUGUCCAUAAACUAUCUCUCUCUCCCGCACGAUCCUCUGUAGUCCGCCUCUAUCCCUCUCGGGAGGCUUGAUUAGCCUAAUACGGGACCAGGUGUGUAGGAUCACGACCGGCCCCACCCUCCGCCCUGCCACACUGAUGUAUAUCAAUAACCUGUAAUGCACUUCCUCUUCUCAAACUCAAUGCUUUCUUUCUUCUGUGGUACACAAAAGUUAGUUCAAUAUUAAAAUCAUGUUUAAGUUUAUAGUUUUAAAUCCUAAUAAAAUUGUCCAUUGCUGGUUCGUUUAUUUUUCUCUAUGCACUCCUAAAUGCAUGACUCGUUGAAUUGGUAAAACGUACAUUUAUUCAAGUUUUAAUCGUUUAAUUACGGAUGAUGCAAUUCAAUUUAACUCGAAUGCAUAAAUCUUAAAAAUAGGCUCAAAUGUUUUUUUGAGUUAGUCGUAUGCUUUUAUACGAGCCAACUCGUACGAUCUCAUAUUAAUUAUUAGGCUACGACUUAUGAGACCGGAACACACGCACACACACACACACACACACACACACACACACACACACACACAAAAUAAUUUUCUUAAUUAGUAUUUUUGUCCCAUUUUCCAGUAAAACAUCUCGAUAAUAAACUUUUAAGUUUUUUUAUCUCAUGCAACUUUCCAAUGUUUCCAAUGGACCAGAAAAAGUACUGAUUAAGAAAACGAUAUUUUUGCAGUAAAGUGUAUAUUAACAUAUAUUAUAUAUUGUUUGAGCAGUCAUAACUCAAUAAAGCUUCGAACAAAAUCAACUGCUGCAACUGUGUCAGCACAUAAAAUUCACCCUAUUUGGAGAUCAGAAACUCUUAAGCAGAUUGUGUCACUGUCAUGGCAGUUGUGUGUGUGUGUGUGUAGUGUGUAGUGUGCUUGCGUGCGUGCGUGCGUGUGUGUGUGUGUGUGCGUGUGUGUGUUUGCACGUGCGUGUGUGUGUAGUCUGUAGUAUGUGUGUGUGCGUGUGCAGUGUGUGUGCGUGCGUGUGUAGUGUGUGUGCGUGCGUGUGCAGUGUGUGUGCGUGCGUGUGUAGUGUGUGUGCGUGCGUGUGCAGUGUGUGUGCGUGCGUGUGUAGUGUGUGUGCGUACGUGUGUAGUGUGCGUGCGUGUGUGUGCGUGUGUGUGUAGUGUGCGUGCGUGCGUGUGUGCGCGCGUGUAUGUGUGUGUAGUGUGUAUGCGUGCGUGCGUGUGCAGUGUGUAGUAUGUGUGUGUGUGUGCGCGCGUGUGUGUGUGCGUGUGUGCGUGUGUGCGCGCGGACGCGGAAUGGGUGACUCCCUGUCACAAAUUGUCAUUGUUAAAGAAUAUCGAUUGACCCUUUUAUUCACAUGGGCGUCCCAGCCAGGUGCCAGACCCGCAACAUGUCAUUUUAAAUGUGCAAAUGUUUUCCAGUAAAUCUAUCAAAAGACUUUGAGAAUCAAGUAUUAAGGCUAUUAACAAUCAAAAUGAUGUUGUUUCUUUUAAGUAGUCAAACAGGGUCAAAAAACAUUUACAGACAAUCAUAAAGGUCACCCCAACAUCUUUUGUCUAUGCAAAGAUCAAACAUGCAUAUCAUGAUAUGACAAAUGAGUUUAUAUGCAAUGUGAGCAAAACAUAGUUAGUAUAUUUUGAUGUAAGUGAUACAAAACAAGGGCUUGACCAUUUUUCAACUAAAUAAAUCAAAACAUUAUGUUUGAAAAAAUUAACUAGCUGUGUAUUGAAGACAGGUUUUAUUAAUGAAACAGAGAUCUUAUUAAAGGUUUAUGGAUUUUCUGUGAACUACGAUGAAGCCAAAGAUAGUGUUUAAAGAUGUGUGUGUGUGUACACACUAGUGUCAUUGUCUUCACUAAAUGAUGCACAUAUUACAGAAACUGUCAAUAUAUUUGGUGUUUUGAUUUGUUUUUGUUUUUUUGGAGGGGGGUAUUUGGACGUGAAUGGACAUGUGUUUUUAAAUAAAUGUUUUUUUUGUUUGUUUGUUUUGAAUAAA
Xyrauchen texanus (razorback sucker) is the source of this 4742-nucleotide messenger RNA. Its product is annotated as retinal homeobox protein Rx2-like. The record is from RefSeq and is a predicted model, not a curated record. The coding region runs from base 447 to 1403 and encodes 318 amino acids. Gene Ontology annotation, molecular function: DNA-binding transcription factor activity, RNA polymerase II-specific; RNA polymerase II cis-regulatory region sequence-specific DNA binding. The transcript has 4 exons. Gene Ontology annotation, biological process: positive regulation of transcription by RNA polymerase II. NCBI's taxonomy places the organism in Eukaryota, Metazoa, Chordata, Actinopteri, Cypriniformes, Catostomidae.